AUGCCACCCAAGACGAAGAAGUCGAAGCUCGCCGAACGCCGUGCUGCUGCUGCCGGUGGUAGUACUGGGAAAGAUGGGGCUGGCAGUAACAAGACCGGCGAUGUCUUCCACUUUGUGACAGUGAAUCCCAUAUCAGAAGACCAGAAGUUAGAGAACAGAACGUUGAUCCGUUCACACGCCAGCAAGUAUAUAUGGAGGCAACACCGAGCUGUGCGAGCUGGGGAUGCUAGCUCAGCAGGGCUAUCUACGAAUGUUAAUGUGAACGGGAAUGGGAACGGCUCUGGGUUGGCGGUUCGUCAGUAUUCUGCUACUGAUGCUGGCAAGACGGUGGCGGCGUCCCGACGUCGUGGACAGGCAUUCAAGACAUGGUCAGCGGGAGUCAAGGAGGAGACUCCACCGAGUAAUGUUAAUACUCGAGCAACAGUGGGCGCAAGCGUGCGUAGGCCGGUUGAUGUGGCCGACACCGUGCCCAGUAUCGAGACGGAGGAGCCCGUGGUCAACGGGAGCCGGAACGAUAUGCAUACCAAUAUGGAUGUAGGCGAAGGCGAGAUAGACGCAGACGCAGACGCGGAUGGAGACGUGGAGGAUAUCCCACAAGCUACUACUAACAACUAUAAUACCCGGGCUAGGAACAGUGUUGUCGUCGUUGCAAAUGAAGAGAGUAGUGAUUCUGACGGUUCUCCUCCUCCUACCGGUUGUCGUGCCAUAGCACCACACAUAUCGACACCAGAUCCCAUGCAUGCUAGCGUCGGCAGGAACAACGUCAACCGCCCAUUCAACCAACUUAUACACUGGCUUGAGAACCCCGGUCAGAUAUGUCCCUCAAUGCUGGACGAGGGAGCCAUAAGCAAGCUUAUGCGUUAUGCCGCCUUUGAUCUCUGGCCCGGCCUCGUCUUGGGGGCAGAAGGCCAGCGUUGGGGCCGUGAAGCUGCAGCUGGUGUGUGGUUACCGCGAGCAAUGGCAAACCCAGCACUGUUCACUGCCUUCCUAUACGGAGCGGCCGGCCACAUGCAAACCCGUCGUCGGCUGGAUAGCGUACAGGUUUCACCUCAGACGAGAGCUGAGAAGUUGGAACAGAUUGUCUGUGAGACGGAGACGAUUAAGCAGCUGAACAUGAUGAUGAAAGACCCGGCAAAGGCAUUUUCCGAUGAAGUUGUGCUCGCUGUUUUGUGCAUGGCGUUCAACCGGAUAGAUUACUCUGGCUGGACGGUAUCUGACCCCUCUCCGAAGGCGCCCCUGAGGAACCUGCAGUGGCUGGAUGUGUAUGGCGGGUUGUCGUUGAACGAUCACCAUGUCAAGGGAUUGAUGGCAAUUAUCGAGACAAGAGGAGGUCUCAAAUCAAUAAAGAUGCCUGGUCUGGCGGAGACCCUAUCUACAUCCGGAGUAAUGCUAUCAACAAAAUACCUAGCCAAACCUCGUCUGCCAUUUGUGCCGAUCUUCAAGGAGACGGCCAUUGGCCAAACACCGAACUGGCCGUCGCUGAACCCAACACCCAACAGCAAUGGCUCAGACUACCCAGGAAGUUCCUCAGAUGACCUGUCAUCAACAACAACCACGACUCUAAACUACCUCCUAAGCACUCGUCCAAUGCACAACUCCAUCCCCACCAACCCUCUUUCCCCUAUCCCACCCAACCUACAGGUCAUCCUACAGAACAUGCGGGAAUACAACAUCGUGGUCGACCUACAGACCCAGGGGCUGUUGCCAAACCUGGAACUGUCUGUCAUCGCCGACCGCCGCAACUAUAUCCAAUACAACCUGGUCUCUCUACCCGCCUCCUAUGAGUUUCCAGAUGGUUACAACGCUACUUACCGUCUGUACGAGCCUUGCCGUCUCGCUGCUAUGGUCUACAGCAUGUUAGUCAUCUUCCCACUACCUGCAGCUAACAGGCCGUUCAAGCGAUUGGUAGCACAGCUCGUCAACGCCUUGAUAGCCGUCGACGGCGACGAGGGAAGCGGCUGGGCGGCCGAAUCAGGCCAGUGGCCGUGGGAGUAUGGGCGAGAAGGCAGCCAGGACCUGACGCACGAGGAGGAGGAUCGGGUGUCGUCUCUAUACCUGUGGAUCAUCGUCAUGGGCGGCAUAGCAUCUCGAGGCAUAAGAGCCGACACCGAUUGGUUUGCAGCCCGGUUCGAGCAGACGCUGCAGAUGAAGGAGCUGUCGACGUGGGAAGAGGUGAAGCAGUGCUUGACCUCGAUAAUGUGGAUGGACAGUGUUUGUGACUACGGCGGACUGGCCUUUUGGCGAGAUGCCCGAGACGGCUAUUAG
This is a messenger RNA of Nannizzia gypsea CBS 118893, 2265 nucleotides long. RefSeq lists its product as hypothetical. NCBI's taxonomy places the organism in Eukaryota, Fungi, Ascomycota, Eurotiomycetes, Onygenales, Arthrodermataceae. Bases 1 to 2265 code for a protein of 754 amino acids. The record is from RefSeq and is a predicted model, not a curated record. The transcript has 2 exons.